AAUAAUUUGUACUAUUUGUAUUUUGACUUGUAAAAAUUUGAUUUCGUUAGCAAAUUUUAACUUAAUUUAAUACUUCUUUAAAAAUCUUUAUAUUCGUAAUAUUGUGUUAUUAAGGUACAACAUCUAAUAUUCAUCACUAAAGAAUAUGAAGGAGAAAAAAAGUCACGAUUCGUCAAGCAAGCAUAAGCACAAAAAAAGCAAGAAACAUAAAAAAGAGAAAGAGAGAAAAUCCAGUUCUCAUCAGUCAGAUAGUGAUGAAAUUGAAUGGGUAGAAGCACCUCCACCUCCACCUCCAAACGUAAGGGAGCCAAAAGAGGAGAGACAAGAAUGGAUGAAUGAAGAACUUUUUGUUUCCACUCUUAGUCGGGAGGAAAUGAAAUCUGGAAGUAGCAAUCGUGAAAGAAAGAAAUUGGCACUGGAAAAGCAGCAAGAAAAAGAGGAGGCAAUCAAGCAAGCAAGAGAGUUGAAUCCACAUUGGAAAAACAAUGGAAGUGGACUUCCAGAUGAAGAACCAGAUGUAAAAAGUCUUCAGUUGCCAUCUUCUUCUGUUGGUGAUGGUGGAUAUAAUUAUCUAAAGAAAGCUUAUAUUCGCAUUCAAGAACAAGCACAAAGAGAAGGAAGAUCCAUGGAAGAGGUGGCAGUAGAACGAUGGGGGUCUCUAGACAAAUUAGUGUCAAUGAUUGAUGAAGCUGAAGCUCGUAUGGAAACUCAUUCUCGAGAUAGGUACAAGUCCCAUCACAAACGGCAUAAAGAUUAUAGAGAAAGAGAGCAUUCCAAUCAUUUCCAAAAGCCUUCUGAUCACCACCGAUCUCCAUCUCCUGAACAUUCUUAUCGCUUUCAGAAACCUAGAGACUAUGAUCGUAAUAGAAAGAAAAAUUACCUUGUCAGUAGCAGUACUGAUCAGAAACGAAAAUUCUAUGAUGAUGUAUCGACUUUUGAUGAAAAAGACCAUUCAUCUCAGCAAGAAAAAACAACUAAGUCAGGGAAAGAAGAUUGCAUGGUAUGGGAAAGAACUAGUUCACCAAGCAGUAAGCCACGUGUUCCUGCUUGGAAAAAGGUGAAGGCUAUUGAAGAAAACCCUUCAAAACAUGAAAUUGAAGAACAGGAGCAAGAAUCCGUCCCUGAGGACAGAUCUAGUGAUUCCAGAAAAAGCACUUCUCAUGAGCCAGCAGUUAUCUGCUCAGAAGAUGAUUUGAAUCGUCUUGCUGCAAAAUAUUUCAAAGCUAAUUUAUCUGGUGAUGUUGCUGAAGCAUCACGACUUAAAGAAGAGCUAGACAAAGCUAGGGAAAGUUUCAAAUCAAAAGGAAUGAAAUCUGACUCAGAAGCAUCUACUCGCCAAAAGGAAAAGGUACUCUUGACUAAAAUGAACAGCAGCGGUUAUCAGCAACCCAUUAGCUCUUCAAGGGAAGAAGCAGGAUUUGAUCGCAACUCUGGAAGCAAGAAAAGAUCAGAAAAAUUCUUUGAUGAUACCAGUCGCUAUUCUUUAAAACAAAUGUUUGAACGAGAGAAAUUAACUACUACAGAUGAUAAUAUUGAAAUGUUUCUGGAUGUUGCUGCAGAGUGCAAUGAUAAAAAUGCUAGAGAUGAAGAUGAUGAAACAAGUGAUAUUUCCAAAAAGGCACGACAAAAAAUGAGCCACAGUGUACAAGAGGAAAAGGAUAUUGGUCGAGCCAUUCAACAGCAUCAAAAGCUGAGUUUUGCUCUUAAAAAGUGUGUGUACUGUAUGGAUAAUCCCGAUAUGAAACGUCAUUUGAUUGUCUCGAUUUCAGAACAUGCAUAUUUAUGUCUUCCUAGUUUCCAAUCUUUAACUGAGCAUCAUUGUUUGAUUGUUCCCAAACGACAUGUCUCAUCAUUUCUUCAACUAGAUGAGGAUGAAUGGAAUGAUGUUGAAGAUAUGAAGAAUACAUUGCGGCGCUUCUUUAAAAAGAAGGAUAAAACUCUCCUUUGCCUGGAAACUAGCAUGUAUUUCAGACAUUAUCCCCAUGCUUUUCUUGAGUGCAUUCCUGUUCCUGAAGAAGAGGGAGACAUGGCUCCACUCUAUUUCAAGAAAGCUCUUCUGGAAUCUGAAGAAGAAUGGACACACAACAUUAAAUUAAUCGAUUUAACAAGAAAAGGUUUGCGACGAUCUGUACCAAAAAGUUUACCUUAUUUUUGUAUAUCAUUUGACCCAUCUGUCCAUGCUGGAUUUGCCCAUGUUAUUGAAGAUGAAAAGCAAUUUCCUAAGCAUUUUGGAAAAGAAGUUGUUGGUGGUAUGUUAGAUAUUGAUUAUCAUCAUCUUUACAAGAAUAAAAAGGAUGACCCAGUGAAAAAAUCAGCAGAAGCUUUACACCUCACUCGAAUGCUGGAAAAGUUCACAGAAGGAAAAGAAUAGUGAAGUGAUUUUUUUUUACGAAAAAUCUUUAUCAUGUGAAGUCUUGUAGUAGAUUUGUAUAGUAAUGCUACAACUUUUGUGUAAAUAUUUGUACAUGUGAAUAAAAUUCAUGUUAAAUUUUGUAUUUUUAAA
Messenger RNA from Argiope bruennichi, 2503 nucleotides. RefSeq names its product CWF19-like protein 2. The record is from RefSeq and is a predicted model, not a curated record. The transcript is spliced from 17 exons. Gene Ontology annotation, cellular component: post-mRNA release spliceosomal complex. Bases 146 to 2371 code for a protein of 741 amino acids. Gene Ontology annotation, biological process: mRNA splicing, via spliceosome. NCBI's taxonomy places the organism in Eukaryota, Metazoa, Arthropoda, Arachnida, Araneae, Araneidae.